UGAGUGGUCAAUAUCGUCAUUACAAAGAAAUGGCGAAAUGAGUGUAUACAAUGGAUAAAUACAACAGCUCAGCCCUUGAACCUGGGCUAUGGAACUCCUGAGUCCUGGACCUUGAUACAAGCAAGUGCUCAUCCGACGUCGAGUAGCCAACAUGAUUUCCAACGUCUUGAUUGCGGGGCUGCUUCAGCUGGCGGCACUGCCUGCUGCAUCGGCACAAGCUUGGUUUGACCUGCCUGGCAGCUUAUACGGCCCUCCAGAACAGCAAUGGGCGUCGUGCGCCGAUGCGAGUUGGCCGGUGACGGAACUCGGCGAGCCACUCGCGCCCCAGAAGCCAGACACCCAGCUGGUCGAAGCGGUGGCCGCAAUCGACGAGGCACGUGUCGAGAACAUCGUCACGACGCUGGCAAACUUCGGAACCAGGCAUACCCUCUCGAUUCAGAACUCUUCAACACGCGGGAUCGGUGCCGCACGUGACUGGAUCUACAGCCAGAUGCAGGAUAUUGCCGCGGACUCUGAGGGCAACAUGGACGUCUUUUUCAACAGCUACAUCCAGCCCGUCGCGAACAGAGUUCCCUUCCCGGUCAAUAUCACUAACGUCGUGGCGCGCAUCAACGGGACUGUUGACCCUAACCGCGUGUACGUGGUGACUGGCCACUACGACAGCCGCCGGCUCGACGUGUCAGACUACACGAACGACGCGCCCGGAGCAGAUGACAAUGCCAGCGGUGUUGCCGUGGUGAUGGAGAUGGCGCGGGUGCUGUCCAAGCUCAAGCCAGCAACCACGUUGCUCUUCGCCGCCGUAGCGGGAGAAGAGCAGUCCCUCCUCGGCAGCGCGUACCUCGCCCAGACGCUCAAGGCGCAGGGCUACAACGUCGAGGGCAAUUGGAACAAUGAUAUUGUGGGGACGGGCUCGUUCGCCCCCUUCUCUCCGAUCAACAAUUACACGGUGCGCUUGUUUGGCGCGAGCAUCUUGUACCCCAACGCAAGUACCGCCGCAUACCAGUCCCGUAUUGGGAACAUUGGGUACGAGAACGAUAGUCCCGCUCGCAACCUGGGCCGCUUCAUCGCCGAGGUCGCCGCGGGCGCCGCCGAGUCGGUCGGAAUGCAAGUGGCCCUUAUCUACCGGCCUGAUCGGUUCCUGCGGGGCGGUGACCACCAGUCUUUCCUGGCCCAGGGAUUCCCUGCCGUGCGCUUCACCGAGGCAGUGGAAGAUUUCACGCACCAACAUCAAAACGUCCGAGUUCAGGAUGGCGUCCAGUAUGGUGAUUUGGUAGAGUACGUUGACUUUGAUUACACGGCUCGUGUCGCCCGGGUCAACCUGGCCACCAUGUGGAGUGCGGCGAACGCGCCUGCGCUGCCAAAGAAUGUGACUAUCUCGCAGGUGAUUGGUUUUCCUGCUUCCAAUGAGCAGACGCCGCUGGACGUGGUGGGUAACGACAGCCAGUUCACCUGGGCGACGGGAAAUGAUCCACUCGUGGCUAGUUACGAGCUCGUGUGGAGGCCCAGUGGUGCCCUGCAGUGGUCGCGGAGUCUUGAUGUUGGGAAUGUGGGAACUGUGACGGUUGACCUGCCGAAGGAUGCUGUUCAGUUCGGCAUUCGAGCUGUAGGCAAAGAUGGGAAGAAGAGCCCUGCGGUUUUGCCCUUCCCAGGAUAG
This is a messenger RNA of Diaporthe batatas, 1654 nucleotides long. RefSeq lists its product as uncharacterized. Gene Ontology annotation, molecular function: metalloexopeptidase activity. The coding region runs from base 152 to 1654 and encodes 500 amino acids. The transcript has a single exon. NCBI's taxonomy places the organism in Eukaryota, Fungi, Ascomycota, Sordariomycetes, Diaporthales, Diaporthaceae. The record is from RefSeq and is a predicted model, not a curated record. Gene Ontology annotation, biological process: proteolysis.